Colletotrichum scovillei is the source of this 1407-nucleotide messenger RNA. RefSeq lists its product as uncharacterized. The record is from RefSeq and is a predicted model, not a curated record. NCBI's taxonomy places the organism in Eukaryota, Fungi, Ascomycota, Sordariomycetes, Glomerellales, Glomerellaceae. Bases 1 to 1407 code for a protein of 468 amino acids. Gene Ontology annotation, molecular function: UDP-glycosyltransferase activity. The transcript has a single exon.
AUGACACUGUCAGCAGACUCUGUAGCUCAGGCUGUCGAAGCAGUGGCCAACAAUGGUGUCAGCGACGGCAACAAGAAGCGGCCUUACCUUCUCUUCUGCGCGGCGCCAGCAACAGGACACACCUAUCCCCUCCUUCAGGUCGCUGAUGAGAUGAUCCAACGCGGUUUUGAAGGCACGUUCAUCGCCGGCGAAGAAUUCCACCCUCAAGUCAAGCGCAUCGGUGCCCAGCAUGUUAGCAUUCCGCCCAUGUUGAACCCCGAGGAGCAAGCCAUUCGCGAAAAAAUUCCUGUUGGCAUACCCCGCCUGAUGUACGACCUCAGCAACGUCUUCAUUAAGGCUGUGACGCCUCACUUCCAUGUCCUCAUGGAAACUCUCGAAAAGAUCCGUGUCGAGCAUCCCGACAAGCAAGUCGUUAUUGUCCACGAGACGUUCUACAUGGGUCUUGCCCCUAUGAUGUACGGCACGCCUCUACCCAAGGGCUACACCACAAGACCGCCCGUCGUCGACAUCAACAUUGUCCCCGUCGUGACCACGAGUAUUGACACCGCGCCGUUCGGACCUGGUCUGCCUCCCGACUCGACAGAGUCCGGCCGCGGGCGGAAUAAGCUCCUCAAUGAGAUGUUCUUCAGCCCAAUGGGCCCAUUCGGUGCGGCAGCAAAGGAGUACAACGACGUUGUCAAGGCGCUCGGCGGUACGCGCGAGCUUCCGCCAGCCUUGUUCGAAUCAUGGCAAACCAGCUACGACGUUACCCUGCAAAUGUGCUCGCCCAGCCUCGAGUACCCCAGAUCGGAUCUCCCCGACGUCAUCAAGUACGCGGGAUGUUUACCGCCCAAGCCCAUCGACCCGAACUACAAAUACCCAGAAUGGUGGGGUGAAAUCACGGCCGGAAACAAGAAGGUUGUGGGAGUUGCUCAGGGUACCAUCGCUAUCGACUACACAGAUCUUAUCAUUCCCACGAUACAAGGUCUGGCUCACCGCGACGAUAUCAUUCUCGUUGCCAUUUUGGGUGUCAAGGGCGCGACACUUCCCGAGGAGCUCACGAUUCCGGCCAAUACCAAGGUUAUCGACUUUCUCUCAUACGAUGCCCUGCUCAAGCACGCAGAUGUUUGGGUCCUGAAUGCUGGCUAUGGAGGCUUCCUGCACGGGAUAGUGAAUGGGGUACCUAUGGUGCUCGGAGGCGACACAGAAGACAAGCCGGAGAUUUCCAUGCGUGGGCAAUGGACGGGUGUAGCUGUUAAUCUCAAGACUGGUCGCCCGACGUCGCAACAAGUUGCAGAGGGAGUAGAGGAGGUGCUUGCCAACGACAAGUAUAAGAAGCGGGUGAUGGAGAUCAAGAAGGAGAACGAGGAUAUGAAGGCCCUUGAUGUUAUAGAGAAGCACAUUUGGGAGUACGCGGAUUCGGCAUAG